Exophiala bonariae is the source of this 1071-nucleotide messenger RNA. RefSeq lists its product as uncharacterized. Bases 1 to 1071 code for a protein of 356 amino acids. The transcript is spliced from 3 exons. Lineage: Eukaryota; Fungi; Ascomycota; Eurotiomycetes; Chaetothyriales; Herpotrichiellaceae. Gene Ontology annotation, molecular function: ubiquitin binding. The record is from RefSeq and is a predicted model, not a curated record. Gene Ontology annotation, biological process: mitotic spindle assembly checkpoint signaling. Gene Ontology annotation, cellular component: nucleoplasm; kinetochore; bub1-bub3 complex.
AUGUCGAGCAGCCAAUUCAGCGUCUCCGAGUUACCAGGCGAUGCCAUCUCCUCGCUUCGAUUCUCACCACACCCCAACUCUCUGCGCUUUGCCGUGGCUUCAUGGGACCGAUCAGCGUACCUCUACGAAGUGGCGGACGGGAAGACAUGCGUCCUACUGGCGAAAUAUGAGCACCGCGCACCCGUGCUAGACAUUUGCUUCGGCAAGGACGACAACGAACUCUUUACAGCGUGCCUGGAUUGGGAUGUGAGGAGGAUCGAUGUAGCAUCUGGCACGCAGACGGUGCUCAGCACACACGACAACGGGGUGCGCUCCGUCGUCUAUAGCCAGACACAUUCCCUCGUCAUCUCCGCGGCCUGGGACUCGACGGUCCACAUCCACAUGCACCCAGGCUCCGAUAAUCCCAACCCCGAAUGGACAUCCGCAACCAUCACUCUGCCCUCCAAGCCGUUCUCACUGGCCCUCUCCCCUUCAAAACUCGUCGUCGCAAUGGCCAAUCGCGCUGUGCACAUCUACUCACUCUCCACACUGGCCACGGAUAGCAAAGCCUCCACCAGCAGCACGAACCCGCAAGCCGUUCUGACCAUCGAGCCGUGGCAGCGCCGCGAGAGCAGCCUGAAGUUCAUGACGCGCGCAAUCGACUGCAUGCCCAACGACGAGGGCUACGCGUCCAGCAGCAUCGAGGGUCGCGUGGCGGUCGAGUGGUUCGACCCGAACCCCGAGAGCCAGGCUAGGAAAUACGCCUUCAAAUGCCACCGGCAGCCCGUCGAUGAUGUCGAUGUGGUUUUCCCCGUCAAUGCCAUUGCGUUUCAUCCCGUCCAUGGCACGUUUGCAACCGGUGGUGGCGAUGGGGUUGUCGCCAUCUGGGAUGCGGUUGCCAAGCGCAGGAUUCGCAUCUAUCCAAAGUUAAAUGCUAGUGUGGCGGCCGCAAGUUUUAGUGCUAAUGGGAAAUAUCUCGCUACGGCUGUGAGUCCAGGGUUCGAGGAUGGGAAGGAUGAGAUUGCAGAGGGUUCGCUUGGGAUCUUCAUUCGGGAAUUGGGAGACAAUGAGGUGAAGCGCAAAGCGAAGUGA